UUGUUCAGAUGUCAUAUCUUAGAAAAUACCAAGGAGAGACUUUUCAGAGGUAUCCAGCUGGCGCGUGACUUGCAUGGACGAGUGGUGAAGAGAGAUUGUGCGAUCAUACUUGAACAACUCAAGCAAUACGGUGAGGCAGCCGAUCUGUACGAGCUUGGUCAAUUCUAUGAUCGCGCAGCAGCUGUAUGCAUGAAGGCAAAAGCUUGGGGAAAGGUUGGCGAACUUCUACCAAAGGUUCGAUCUCCAAAAAUUCAUGCACAGUACGGAAAGAUAAUGGAGGCCGAGAAGCGCUACAAGGAAGCGGCCGUGGUUCGGAUGCUUUUGGACCAUCUGAACAUGGCCGAAGAGGCGGUGAAAGUCGUUCGAGAAAGUCGAAGUGUUGAAGGAGCGAAACUGGUUGCGAAAUUCUUCUCCCAACUGGGCGAUCACGCAUCUGCCAUCCGUUUCUUAGUGUUGAGUAAUUGCCAUCAGGGUUUACCGACUCUCUUAUCACCUUUUGAAGACCUCAUUUCCUUUUAUCAUUAA
Molecule: messenger RNA, 525 nt
Organism: Cooperia oncophora
Lineage: Eukaryota; Metazoa; Nematoda; Chromadorea; Rhabditida; Trichostrongylidae
Source: the annotation of a GenBank genome assembly